CGUCUCACACCGUUUUGUCACCGCGUCGAUCCCAUCGCCUCACUCCUCUCUCUGAGGCCAGACAUCACAUCGUCGCCCGUGUACGCGUCCAAGCACGAUUCCCACAGUCCUCCGGCGCAGCUAGAAAGCCCGGGUCUCGCCCGUGGCGCUGCUCGUGAGGAGGCGGAUUGAGUCUUCCGGAAUCGUCACAGAGCCUCCCAUCGCGGACUCAAAACAUAAUUGUCAUCGCGCUGCUACACCAAACCGACCCCGCGAUAUACGACUGUCACCGCCGCUGCCAUUGCCAACGCCAGCCGCCAUGUCGUCUCUUCUCAAUCCAAACCGCAAGCCGCAGUCGGGCAGUGGCCCGAAGCCGCGCUUCGCCAAACCCAACCCCAUCCGCGCCAUGCGUGAGCGUGAAGAGCGCCGCCAGGCAGCACAGCAGUCGCAGUCGGCGUCGGCAAACAGGAGGGGCUCCGUCGCCCCCCCUGCGCGCCAGCAAUGUCCCAACAAGGCCUGUCCCAAGCCCAAUGUCGUCGACGGAACGUGUCAAACCUGCGGUCGUGUCGCCGACGACAGCAACAUCGUGGCCGAGGUUCAGUUCGGCGAGACGUCCUCGGGUGCCGCCAUUGUCCAGGGUUCGUUUGUCGGCGCCGAUCAGGCCGGAGUCCGUAGCAUGGGACCGGCCUUUCGCCGCGUCGGAGGAUCCGAGGACAGGGAGAAGAGCAUCCGCGAGGCCCGCGGCCUGAUGCAGGGUUACGCGCAGCAGCUCAACAUCAGCGAGAGCCUCGUCACCGCCGGCACCCAAGUCUUCAAGCUCGCCUCGGGCGCCAACUUCAUCCAGGGCCGCACCCUCGCCAGCGUCGCCGCAGUCUGUCUGUACGCCGCGUGCCGUGCCGAGCCGCCAUGCAAGGUCAUGCUGAUUGACCUCGCCGACCUGGUCCAGCUCAACGUCUUCAAGCUUGGCCGAAUCUUCAAGAAGCUCAACGAGGUCGUGCCCAUCGGCAACGACGGCCUCAUCCCCGUCUACCCCGAGGACCUCAUCUGGCGUUUCGCGACAAAGAUGGAGUUCCACCAAGAGACGGCCAAGGUUGCCGAGGAUGCGGUGCGGCUCGUCAAGCGCAUGAGCCGAGACUGGAUGGUCAUGGGCCGGCGACCCUCGGGCAUCUGCGGCGCAUGUCUGCUCAUGGCGGCGCGCAUGCACAAUUUCCGGCGGACUGUGCGCGAGGUUGUCUACAUUGUCAAGGUCACCAACCACACCAUCCAGAACCGGCUCCAAGAGUUCAACUACACCGAGUCUAGCAAGAUGUCGGUCGAGGACUUUUUAAAGCAAGACUUUCUGGAGAGCUCGCAUGACCCGCCCUCGUUUUACCGCAAGUCGGAGGAGCACAGGCAGAUUCUGGAAGAAAAGUCGAAGAAACGCAAGCGCAGUACCAAUGACGGGGAAGGUCAAGACGGUGAUGAGCAGCCCGAGCGCAAUUACGAGGCAGAAAAGCGCCAGCGACGGAUGACAGACGCUGGCGCCGACCUUUCGCAAGCCCCGGCGAUCAAGUUCCGCAGAGAUGCGGAUGGCUUCAUCAUCCCUCCGCACCCCUCACAAAUUCCACGCGACGAUCCGGAUUCCUCCAUUGUCGAAAAGAUCGAUGACGCCGACGCGCUCGAGUCUCUUGCAAACGAGUUUGGCGACGCCAUCGACGACGAGCUGGACGCGAGCGACAACGUCAACGGCACCAAGGGCAAGGGUAAGGAAAAGGCCAAGGCGCAGCUGCCCAUCAACGAAGAAUGGGAGCAGGACGAAGAGGAGCUCGAGGGCCAGAUUGAGGAGAUCUUCAAUGACCCGCUCACAUAUGAACAUGCCCUUGCCUACUCCAACGCCGAACAGCGAGCACGUAUCCACUCGAACUGGGCGCUCAGACAGAAACCGCAGAGGGAGGUGUCCAUGGCGGCCGACAUAGGGGAGGACGAGUUUGCAGACGACCCGGAAGUCGCCAAUUGCCUGCUGUCGCCGGAUGAGGCUCGCAUCAAGGAGCUGAUUUGGGUGAACCAGAAUAAGGACUGGCUCAGGAAGCAUCAAGAAAAGGUGUUCCGAAAAAAGAUUGAAGCAGACCGCCCCAAACAGACACGGCGACGCCGGAAGCGGGCCCGCAUGGGUGAGGGCCAGACCAGCCCGGCCAGCUCGGCAGCCGAGGCGGCCAUCAACGUGGCCAAGGACCGUGCGUGGUCCAAGAGGAUCAACUACGACGCCAUCCGAAGCAUCUUUGACGUGCCAAACGCAGGAGGCCUGGGAUCGGCGGCGACGAGCCGAAAAACGAGUCUGGCGGGAAGCACGCUGGGUGCCGAGGACGUGGACGAGGAGCCGGAGGAGAGCAUCGUCGGAGACGACGUGGAGGAGGAGGACGAAGAGGAGAUGCCGGAAGACUACGAGGCGCCCCACGGUGGUGACGAGUUUGGCGGCGGCGAGUUUGAGGGCGGCUACGACGACGACGACCCCAACAUGGACGAGGAGUAUGGGCUGGACGACGAAUAGGCCGAAGGAGGAUUUUGCAAGUUCUUUGACAACUGGAUUGCGUCGGCGAAGAGAGAUACCCGGACUGGCGAGUUCCCCUGGCGCUGAAACUUUCUACGGGGACCAAGCGGCGAUGGUAACGCCAGCUUUAGGAGAUAGACGGGCAGGAAAUAAUGA
Molecule: messenger RNA, 2662 nt
Organism: Purpureocillium takamizusanense
Lineage: Eukaryota; Fungi; Ascomycota; Sordariomycetes; Hypocreales; Ophiocordycipitaceae
Gene: BRF1
Product: transcription factor TFIIIB subunit brf1
Exons: 1
Coding region: 299-2506 (735 amino acids)
Biological process (GO): DNA-templated transcription initiation; transcription by RNA polymerase III; transcription preinitiation complex assembly
Cellular component (GO): nucleus; transcription factor TFIIIB complex; transcription preinitiation complex
Molecular function (GO): RNA polymerase III type 3 promoter sequence-specific DNA binding; TBP-class protein binding; RNA polymerase III general transcription initiation factor activity
Source: RefSeq, a predicted model, not a curated record